Didymodactylos carnosus is the source of this 1060-nucleotide messenger RNA. Lineage: Eukaryota; Metazoa; Rotifera; Eurotatoria; Philodinida; Philodinidae. The record is from the annotation of a GenBank genome assembly.
UCAAACUCUAAUUUAGUAUCUAUCUCGUUCUUUACAAGUUACUCAUCAUAGGUUGAAUAAAUCUUUUGAUUUUUCUAUGUUUUUCCUGCUUUAGCCCGAUUUAAGAUGUCGUUUUAGUGGUCAAUGUUCUAUAAAUAUUUACUCCCGUAGAAACUGUACGUACUGUCGUCUCAAAAAGUGUUUCGCAUUGAAAAUGAAAAAAGAAUGGAUUCAGACAGACGAAGAAAAACAAAGAAAAUUCCAAGCAAAAGACGAUAGACGUUUGAAAGAACUCAAAAUUGCGUUAAAAUACAAAGAGAAACCACAAACGAUUCAUACACUCAGUCUCCUCAAUAAUGAUAAUACGAUGUUAAGUCAAAAUGAUUGGUGCCGAUUGAACAAUAUAAUCGUUUCUUAUGAGCGAAAAGUUACAUUUAAUCAACUGCCACCUUUAAAUCAUUUCGAGUCUUCUACAGUAAAAUAUCAAGAUGUUCUCAAUAAUGAGUUAGUCAUACACUGCGGUGUCAUAGCAUUUUUUAAACAAAUUCCAGAAUUUGAUCAAUUAAUUAUUGGUGAUCAAAUAAAAUUAAUUAAGUAUAAUCUACGAUUAUUUAUGCCAUUACAUUUUAUAUUGCUCUCAAAUUUUAUCACGAACCCAAAAAUAGAUGAAAUUAUGCCAAAAAUACACGGUAUGGAUUUACAUCGACGAAUAAAAAAUACCCUUGGAAAAUUUCGCAUUUUUUACCAUAAUCCUACAGUUCUCAAACUAAUACUCAUUAUAUUUAUAUUUAACACAAGUCUAUUUACUCCAAAAACUAAUCAUAUACAAUCGAAUGUCGAAAAUAUUCACCAACUAUACAGAGCACAAAAUUAUUAUACAGAAUUAUUAUGGCACUAUAUGGAACGCACGUAUGGUGAAUAUCAAGCAAUUAUUGUCUAUAGUUUAAUAAUUACCCAAUGUCUAAAUUUACAAAAACUUAUACUUGAAAGAGACCAAUAUUUGCGGGCAACGACAGACGUCAAUGAUCUUACACCUUUAAUGCAGUCUGUUCUACAAACUGCAUUUGAAGAUAAGCAUUGA